ACGACCAACAUCAACUGCAUUCAUUUUCUCUGUUCCUGCUUUUUUCUUAGAUAGUUUCUGAGUAAAGCUUUGUGUGUGAGUGAGUAAUGGAAAAGCUGAGUUUGGAUCGUAUGCCACCUGGGGUCGGAUUUGUUCCGAAGGACGAUGUGAUCAUCGAACACUACCUGAAGAAGAAGAUCACAGGGAAUGAUAAAGACAUUGGGUUUAUUCCCGAAAUUGAGUUCUAUAAAGAUGAGCCCUGGGAUUUACCAAAUAAAUCUGGGAUAGAUUCAAGGGACCAAGAGUGGUUCUUCUUCAAUACACUGAUCCCGAAGCAUCAGAAUGGGAGUAAGAAGAACAGGGCAACCAAGAAAGGGUUCUGGAAAACAACUGGUAAAGAUAAGGAAAUCAAGUUCAGAGGGAGUUUGAUUGGAAUGAAAAAGAUUCUAGUCUACCAUAGUGGGCGUGCUCCUAACGGAAAAAGGACCAAGUGGGUGAUGCAUGAAUACCGCACAACCCAAGAAGAGUUUGAUGGAGAACACCCUGGUCAGAAGGCCUUUGUCCUCUGCCGUUUAUUCAAUAAUGAAGAAGAGAGUAACGAAGGUGGAUCUGCGAAGUCUGAUGUUACAGUACCUGUUCAGAGUAACAACUACAACUAUCAUAAUGCAGAUGUUGCAAAAAAUCAAGCGGCAGAACUGACAUCUACUGAGGUGAUAGGAACUUAG
Molecule: messenger RNA, 704 nt
Organism: Quercus robur (English oak)
Lineage: Eukaryota; Viridiplantae; Streptophyta; Magnoliopsida; Fagales; Fagaceae
Product: NAC domain-containing protein 62-like
Exons: 3
Coding region: 87-704 (205 amino acids)
Biological process (GO): regulation of DNA-templated transcription
Molecular function (GO): DNA binding
Source: RefSeq, a predicted model, not a curated record